AUGCUCCGGAAUCUCCAAGGCCGGAGCCUGAGCGCCGGCAUCUCGCUGGCCUGUGGCUUUGCCUUUCUCCUGUUCGGCUACGACCAAGGUCUCAUGGGCGGCCUCCUCUCCAACCCGCGAUUCGUCGAGACGUUCAAGAACCCGAAUCCCACGAUCCAGGGCCAGAUCGUGUCGACCUACUAUCUCGGCUGCAUCGUGGGGGCAUUCAUCUCCAUCUUCGUGGGCGACACGUUCGGCCGGAGACGAGCCAUCAUGCUCGCGUGCACCCUCGUCGUCAUCGGAGGUACCAUCCAGGCGUCGUCGUACUCGUUGGGUCAACUGUUCCCCGGCCGCGUCAUUGCCGGCAUGGGCACGGGGAUGAACACGACGGCCAUCCCCAUGUGGCAGAGCGAGACCAGCAAGGCCAAACACCGCGGCAAGAUGAUCGUGCUCCAGCUCACCCUGGUCCUGUCGGGCGUGGUCGUCGUGAGCUGGAUGAACUACGGCCUGUCGUUUGCCGACGCGACCAGCGUCAGCUGGCGGUUCCCCAUUGCGUUCCAGAACUUCUUCGCCUUGGCCAGCAUCGCCUUGACGUUCCUGAUGCCCGAGUCGCCGCGGUGGCUGUGUCUCAAGGACCGCAACGACGAGGCACGCACCGUCAUUGCCCGUCUCGCCGCCGCGCCGCCCGAGUCCCUCGAGGUCUCCGAGGCCAUGGCCCUGAUCCUGGAACAGCUCCAGCGCGAACGAGAGUUCACGGGGUCCCGCUGGAAGGAGGUCUUCACCAACGGCAAGCAACAAAACUUUUACCGCAUCUGUCUCGGAGGUGGGUGCUUCGUCAUGCAGCAGAUGGGCGGCAUCAACGUAUCGGCGUCGUACCUCCCCGUCGUCCUGAUGCGCGCCUUUAACUUCAGCGACAGGAUGGCCCUGGUCCUCGCCGCGGUGGCCUCGAUGACCAUGGUCCUCUGGGGUGCCCUGGGUGCUCUGCUCAUCGACAGAUAUGGCCGGGUCAAGCUCAUGUUGAUCGGGGCGGCCGGCAUGGGCAUCUGUUAUGUCUUUGUCGCGGCCGGUCUCAGCCAGAACACCAAGGGCUGGAAUGCCGUGGCCGUCCUGUUCUUGUUCAUGUACUACAUCCCCUAUGGCCUGAUGUUCGUGUCCAUUCCGUACAUCUACCCCAGCGAAAUCAAUUCUCAGGUGAUGAGAAACACGGGCACCGCCAUCGCCAUGGUGGUGAACUGGCUCUUUGUCUACAUUAUCGUCCUGAUCACCCCGGACAGUCUCGCCAACAUCGGCUGGCGCUUCUUCAUCAUCUUCGCCGUCCUCAACGUCUCCUUUGUCCCCUUCAUCUGGUACUUUUACAUCGAGACCGCCAAGCUCAGCCUCGAGGAGAUCGACCGCAUGUUCGAGAUCUACUACGACUCGGGCAAGAAGAUCACCUUUGCCGAAGCCGCGCUCCGGGCCAAAGAAGAGUCGGCCGAGAUUGUGCGCCAGGUCGCCGAGAGGACCAACAAGCCCGAAGGGGUCGAGUUCGUACAGGUCGAGAAGACGAUGGCAUAG
Molecule: messenger RNA, 1533 nt
Organism: Fonsecaea nubica
Lineage: Eukaryota; Fungi; Ascomycota; Eurotiomycetes; Chaetothyriales; Herpotrichiellaceae
Exons: 3
Coding region: 1-1533 (510 amino acids)
Biological process (GO): transmembrane transport; carbohydrate transport
Cellular component (GO): membrane
Molecular function (GO): carbohydrate:proton symporter activity
Source: RefSeq, a predicted model, not a curated record